AACGCAACAUCUUCUUGUUCCAGUGCGUCCGGGUGUCAUGGCGCUGAGGCCGCAGAGACCCGCGGCGUCCAACUUUAACUCUCCCCGCUCGACUCGUCCGUUGUUUUCGCGCGUCACAGCUGUAGAAGCGUCAACCACCGGGUGAAGACGAGCCGCCGAUGAAAACUUUCUGAACCACCGGACACCGUUCACCCAGAGAGAGGAGCGAUGGAGCUGGAGAAGCCCGUCCUGCAGACCCAACCGUCCACCCUGCCUUUCUUCGACACGGCCCACGCCUUCAACUUGUUGCGGGGGAUCCACGAACUCCGAGCGGAGCGCAAAUUCUUCGACGUGACCCUGUGCGCCGAGGGCCGCGAGUUCCACUGCCACCGCACCGUGUUGGCCGCCGCCAGCACCUACUUCCGGGCCAUGUUCGCGGGAACGCUGCGGGAGAGCGCCAUGGACCGGGUGGUUCUGCACGAGGUGUCGGCCGAGCUCCUGGGGCUGCUGGUGGACUUCUGCUACACGGGCCGCGUCACCGUCACUCAGGACAACGUGGACCUGCUUCUGAAGACGGCCGACCUGUUUCAGUUCCCCUCAGUCAAAGAGGCGUGCUGUGCGUUUCUGGAGCAGCGGCUGGAUGUUUCCAACUGCCUGGAGAUCCAGGACUUUGCAGAGGCCUAUGCCUGCCGAGAGCUGGCAACCAGCGCUCGCCGCUACGUCCUGAAAAACAUCAUGGAGCUGGCCAAAGGGUUGGACUUUGAGCGGAUACCCUGGAAGCGCCUGCUUGAGUUCAUGUCGGACAACGAGCUCUGCGUGGACAAGGAGGAGAAGGUCUAUCAAAUCGCCGUGCGCUGGGUGAAGGCGGAUCUCCAGCGCAGACUGCACUACUGGCCCGAGCUCCUCCAGCAGGUCCGACUCCCUUUCGUCAGGAGGUUCUUUCUGUUGGCCCACGUGGAGAGCGACCCGCUCGUCUACCUCUCCCCCACCUGCCUGCGCAUGGUGAACGAAGCGCGCAGCUUCCAGUCCUGCGAGUACGACCGACACGACAGGCCCUGCAACCGCAUGCGGCCGCGGCCGUCCACCGGGUUGGCGGAAAUCCUGGUGAUGGUGGGGGGCUGCGACCAGGACUGCGACGAGCUGGUCACGGUGGACUGCUACAACCCCCAGACUGGACAGUGGCGCUACUUGGCCGAGUUCCCCGACCACCUCGGAGGAGGCUACAGCAUAGCUGCCCUUGGCAACGACAUGUACGUGACAGGUGGCUCUGACGGCUCUCGCCUCUACGACGGAGUGUGGCGCUACAAGUCCAGCGUCAACGAGUGGACGGAGGCGUCGCCCAUGCUGAAGGCGCGCGAGUACCACAGCUCGUGCGUGCUCAAGGGUCAGCUGUACGUGGUGGCGUCGGACAGCACCGAGCGCUACGACCACGCGCUGGACUGCUGGGAGGCCCUGGCGGCCAUGCUGCACGCCAUGGACAACUGCUCCACCACCACGUGCAGAGGACGCCUGUACGCUAUAGGCUGCCUGACCGGCGAGGACACCAUGGCCAUCCAGAGCUACGACCCAGACACCAACCGCUGGUCCAGGGUGAACUGUGGACAGCUGCCUCUGUGGUCCUUCACACCAAAAACCGUGACCCUGAAUGGCCUCAUCUACUUCGUCAGGGAUGACUCAGCCGAGGUGGAUGUUUAUAAUCCUCAAAAGAAUGAGUGGGACAAAAUUAGUCCGAUGACCCAGGUCCAUGUUGGCGGCAGCGUCGCAGCCCUUGGGGGUAAAUUAUUCGUGUCCGGUGGUUACGACAACACGUUCGAGCUUUCCGACGUGGUGGAAGCGUACGACCCCAUCGCCCGCACGUGGACCCUCGCCGGGCGACUGCCCCAGCCGACCUUCUGGCACGGCAGCGUCAGCAUCUUCCGCCAGUUCAUGCCGCUGGUGUCCAACGCGUUCGAACCGACCGCCGCACUCGAGUCGAACGCCAUCCACCUGCACCGCCACCAGCGUCACCACGCGCUCCACAACCUCAACAACAAUCUCAACCAAAACCAGAACCAGGACGUGAACCCGGCGCACUGAUUUUGGACUCGUAAAAGCACGUGUUCAGUCCGUCUGCCGUCGAUAGUUCACCGUGAAUUUACCUCAAGGCAGAAGAGAAGUUGAAGUAUGUACAGAGUAGUCUGAGCUCCUCGUCAUCCACUCGACUGAGAAGCUGACAAUCACUUACGUUUGUUGACUGGAUGAAUUGCAGAAACAAGAUGUGUUUUAAGCCGCGUUCAAGAGGGAAACAGUCCUUCCUGCAUGUUUCCCGUAGAAAAGCCUCAGGAAGUGGUUGUUUGCUUCUCUAUGUUGGAGGUGGGGAAGUUAAACGUGUUCAUAUACCAAAUCAGACAUUUAGCUUUUAUUCUUGAAGGUUUUCUCUAAUGUUUUAGUCAUUCGACAGAAAAUUAACUUUAAUAGCUGUUUAACAGUCACAGAUUCCAGCUUCACAGUUAUGAGGUUUUUCUGCUUUUGGAAAAAACUAUUAAUUUUGGAGACAUUAUGUUAUUUUUUCUCUUUCCUUCCAUCGCCUCAUUGCCCCCUAUAAAACAAACGUGAAAAGGCCAGAAGGAGAUGAGAUUUACGCUUUAUGUGAUGUGGUUUUACACGAGAAAAGAUGAGUCUGGUUAACCGGCCAUCCUCCAACGAAGAGCAGUAAAAAAAACAGCUGCUUCUCUUGAGUUUUUCUUUGGGAAACGAUCGAGCAUCGUCUCCCACGCAGUGGAUGAGACGGGUGUUUCUGUGUACGGCCAUCUGUGAGGUAGCAGUUGAUCACCGUCGGAGUUUCCCCCCCCCCCAUUUCAAAUGCCUAAUCAUAGUAAGUGUUUACAAGUCUUUCGUGGCCCCAGAGGGGGCGGCGUGAAGUCUGACAUAUUGCCUCCAAUGAUGAGUCACUUAAAAAACAGAUUACAUUUGGGUAAUCUGUUUUACAAGACAAUACCCCGGUUUCUCAAACGCCACGUAAACACCUUACCCCGGGUAAAAUCUGAGUUCUCAUUCCCAAACCUAGACAACUCCUUCAGUGACCGAGGUAUUCGUGCAUGAAUGCACCUUAACCGGGGGUACGCACGGGUGACGCGUCCUCGCACGCUCCGUAGGUGAUACCUGCCCCUGAAUCUUCCAACUGAAUCGUCGGUGGCGGAGUAAGUAGCAUCGUGGGUAAUGAGGGCGCCACGUCCAGAGACAGAAGAACGUGUGCAAUCAAAAAAGGUGAUAAAUCCCUGGUUCUGCUCGCAGACUAUAUAAAGAAUGGACAUAGUCGCCGGGUCGAGAAAGUGAGGCCAAUGAGGAAGUGCCUAAAACCUGUAUUCUUUCAAAUGACCAGCAGAGGGGGCGCAACACUGGUUGUGACAAAAAGUCAGUUUCUAUAGAAGUCUAUUAGAAAAAGACUUAACAUCAGUAAAACUUUUCCUUAGGAGUUUAUGGUUCAAUCACUAGUUUCAAGUCUUUUUUUUUUUUUUUCAAGCAUGAUGUUCAUUUUGUAUGUCAUGCUCCAUUUAGAGUACAAUAGAUGAAGUAAAGUUAUGCAUUUGGGGCGUGGAUACAGAAUGAUUGAGAGCAGGGUGCUGGUGUACAGUAGGUGGACGUACAGUGGACAAGCUCUCAGUCAGGUCCACCCCCCUGCUCCUCCAAAUAUGGUCACUUCUGGCUUCCCACCCAAAAAAAACAAGAUAGACAAAAUUGGUAACUUGAGGCUUCAAAAUGGGUGACGUCACAGUGGGUUGUCAAUUAUAAUCUUUUUUUUUUCUCCUAAAAUGUCACGAGGACACUGGUCAAGUCAUGGAACGCGCGUAAAGGCAAGAAUCUGUCUACAUUCCGAAAAAUGUUGCGACAAUCACAAUUCAUAUUAAGCACCAAACAGACAGACGGCUCAACUUCACCAGCAGAAAGACCUCGUGCCGAGUCGACCUCUUCUUCAUGGUAGAAUUAGCAAUAAUUGUGCUGCACGUCAUCCCCCUUGUGUCAGUCUUGACCUUGAAACCGGGCUCAGAUCUGCCUUUUAUAACCACCAGUCGAAUGUGCAUGAAGUAUUUUCUUUAUAAAAAAAAAAAAUAUAUAUAUAUUUAUGAAUGUGUUACUGUUUUGUUUGUUUAUUUAUGGAUGUAUUUGUGCUUCAGAAGGAGAGCAGUAAAACUUGGCAGAGGCAAGCGAACGGUCCGCGGCCUCAACUGGAAACUCAAAAAGAAUCUCAAUUUGCUCACGUGUGAAAUAUCUUUUGCUUUGAUGGAAAUUGUAUUUUUGAGGUGUUUCUAUGCAUCGUCGUUUUCUUAGUUUUCAUACAAGUUUUAGUGCUGUGGCGUCCGUUUUGUAAAUAGAGUAUAUUUUUAACCUCGUGGUGUUUGUGUUUGUGUAAAGUUUACAGUGUAGUUAGCAUAAGUUAAACUGCAGGCAGGUGUGAGCGUUCGAAUGAUCACUUGUAUAUCUUAUAAACGAUGAAGUGUGUAAAAAACAAACAAUAAAUGCAUUUCAUUUUGUUUAAGUAA
Messenger RNA from Scophthalmus maximus (turbot), 4499 nucleotides. RefSeq names its product kelch-like family member 21 (gene klhl21). The record is from RefSeq and is a predicted model, not a curated record. Gene Ontology annotation, biological process: protein ubiquitination. Gene Ontology annotation, molecular function: protein binding. Lineage: Eukaryota; Metazoa; Chordata; Actinopteri; Pleuronectiformes; Scophthalmidae. Bases 208 to 2055 code for a protein of 615 amino acids. The transcript is spliced from 5 exons.